This is a messenger RNA of Stegodyphus dumicola, 500 nucleotides long. It is a transcript of the gene Prosbeta3, whose product is annotated as proteasome subunit beta type-3. Gene Ontology annotation, biological process: proteasome-mediated ubiquitin-dependent protein catabolic process. NCBI's taxonomy places the organism in Eukaryota, Metazoa, Arthropoda, Arachnida, Araneae, Eresidae. Gene Ontology annotation, cellular component: cytoplasm; proteasome core complex; proteasome core complex, beta-subunit complex. The record is from RefSeq and is a predicted model, not a curated record.
UUUAGAUCACAGAAGUUGAAAUUUCGUUUGAAUAUGUAUGAAUUGAGGGAAGGAAGAGAGAUGACGCCUAGAACAUUUGCUUCUGUCUUAUCAAAUCUGCUUUAUGAGCAAAGGUUUGGACCAUUUUUUGUUGUGCCUGUCAUAGCUGGACUGGAACCCGAAACGUAUAAACCAUAUAUUUGCAGUAUGGAUGUAAUUGGUUGUAUAAAUGAGCCUAAUGAUUUUGUUGUGGCUGGAACUUGUUCAGAACAAGCAUAUGGCAUGUGUGAAGCUUUAUGGGAGCCUGAUUUGGGACCAGAUGAACUUUUUGAGAAAAUAUCUCAGGCUUUAGUGAAUGCUUUUGAUCGUGAUGCUAUUUCAGGUUGGGGUGGAGUAGUCCAUAUUAUUGAGAAAGACAAGAUCACAACAAAGCUUUUGAAAACAAGAAUGGAUUAGCUGUCAACAAUGUAUUGUUUUCUUCAUAUAUUUAAUAAACAUUUUUAUCUGCCUUUUUUAAUUUA